Messenger RNA from Trypanosoma cruzi, 1761 nucleotides. RefSeq lists its product as uncharacterized. The transcript has a single exon. Gene Ontology annotation, molecular function: protein serine/threonine phosphatase activity. Gene Ontology annotation, biological process: protein dephosphorylation. Lineage: Eukaryota; Euglenozoa; Kinetoplastea; Trypanosomatida; Trypanosomatidae. The record is from RefSeq and is a predicted model, not a curated record. Bases 1 to 1761 code for a protein of 586 amino acids.
AUGUUCCAGGCGUUUCCACUGCAGCACAAGAGGAUGACGCGGCUCUCGCUGCCUUUCAUCAACGUUGGUGUAUGCGAGGUUAUGAACUGCGCCACCAGGGACCACAUGAGCUCCUUCACUGUUCACAACACACGCAACCGUGGGGCCCAUUUGGCUGCGACUGGCAACAGCAGCAGCAGCAGCCACUUUGAAGCAGCCGCCCCACCAUUGACGUUGUCUGUGCCGUUUAUGUCCGAGGUGGUGGCAGGUGGUUUGUGUGACAGCUUUACCGGGAACUAUUGCUCCCGCUACAUUGGGAAGUAUCUUGCCCGUGCACUUAGUAUUCAUUCUGUGUUGCCUGAAGGCAUUGCCCAGCUCCGUCGGGAGCUAAAAGAUGAUCCUAUUAUCGAUUUACUGAUGGCUGCACACUCUCGGGAGCGGCUGCUACACAGCAGAAAGUCACACGCCGAUAAAAAAACGCCACAGGGGGUUAGUCGUGUGUUCUCUGAGUGGGAAAUGCAACAAUACGCCAUGUUUGCUGAUAACGCAUUUAUGAAUGCUUGUCGAGCAAAUGAGAUGGUUGGAGGGUUAAAUGACAAACUUGUGUUGCGGAAUAGCGAGGCAGCCAAUAGUGGAUGUCGCGCAGUGUGGUUCACAGCCACCGUAGCACCCGUUGCGCUCCAAGAAAGGCGGCAGGAGCGCAGGCGUGAAGUGGAUCAAGGAGGGACCGCGCCACCCCCUAUACGAUGGGAAGCCAAGGCAAAAGGGUGUGAAUACUCCGUGAAGGAGUGUAAGGGCACUGCGCCGACCUCACCCUUCUGUCUUGACGUGUUGGUGAGCAACGUUGGCGAUUCACGUGCAUUUGGUAUAGCUAGGAACACGUUGACGUCAGAAACUCGCAGUAUUCUUGACGCCACCAGAGAGCACGUGGUUCCUCUGAGCUCGGAUCACAAGCCACUUCGAACGCUGGAACUCCGUCGUAUUCUUACCGCUGGUGGAGUUGUGCGAUCUGACGUUGGUGAUAUCAUUGACGGAAAUCCCUUUUAUAAUGUUUCCAGAAGCUUUGGGCAUUGGUCAAUGAAAUGUGAUUCACAGAGACCGCCGAGCGAGCAGAAGAUGAUUGCACUGCCAGCAUGCUGCUCGUGGGAAAUGAUUCCAGGGGAUGUAUUGGUCCUUUCUAACCAUGCGAUUUUUGAAACGCGUUGUCAAGAGGAAUCGUCAAUGGAUGAGAUUGCUAAAGUUGUGGUACGUGAAAUUGAUCGUGGUGCCUCCCCGGAAGAAGCUGCAGCUGCAUUGUGCAACUACGCCAUCCGCUUUGGUGCCGAACACUCAUUGCAAGUGAUGGUUGCUAUCGCUACGUCAGCCGACUCCGCUCAGGCACCGUGCGAAGCGAAGAAGCAGGAAUGGAUUGUGCCGGGGCCCAUUUACGCAGAGCCCUGCCGCCGAUCACCAGAGUAUCGGAAUGCGUUGCAGGCCGACUGUGAGCGUUGUGCGUUGUCUUUGGCGGAACUUUUGGGGUUACGUUGGCGUCAGGUGAGAAAUCUCAUUCCAUCCCGUCAUUUCCUCCCAUUGAUGACGUAUUACGGGAAAGAGUGCUCCGUCCUGCAGCAAAUAAUGGACGAAGAGGCUCUGUUGUUCAGUCAUGAGUCACUUCCCCCUUGUGGUUGCAGUGACGAUGUUCUGAUGGAAUACGACGAGGCACAUAUGAUGAGCGCGUUCGAAAGAAUAGCCAAGUCACUCAUAUCUCCAUGCACCCUGUCAACAGCGGAGAGUGGAGGUUGA